Molecule: messenger RNA, 3747 nt
Organism: Hemicordylus capensis (graceful crag lizard)
Lineage: Eukaryota; Metazoa; Chordata; Lepidosauria; Squamata; Cordylidae
Gene: PRPH2
Product: peripherin 2
Exons: 3
Coding region: 1-1065 (354 amino acids)
Biological process (GO): visual perception
Cellular component (GO): membrane
Source: RefSeq, a predicted model, not a curated record
AUGGCUGUGAUGAAAAUCAAGUUCAACCAGAAGAAAAGGGUAAAACUAGCACAGGGACUAUGGCUCAUGAACUGGUUUUCAGUAUUUGCAGGCAUUGUUGUUUUUUCAAUGGGAUUGUUCCUGAAAAUCGAACUCAGGAAGCGAAGCGAAGUGAUGGACAAUUCUGAAAGCCACUUUGUGCCCAAUUCCUUGAUAUUGGUGGGUCUACUAGCUUGCGCCUUCAAUGCUUUAGCAGGCAAGAUAUGCUAUGAUUCACUGGAUCCUGCUAAAUUUACAAAAUGGAAGCCUCUCCUGAAACUUUACCUGGUAUUGUGUUUCUUUUUUAACUUCUUCCUUUGUUUCGUGGCUCUUGUUUGCUUCCUUGGGAAGGGUUCUCUGGAAAGUACACUAGGACUCGGCCUAAAAAAUGGUAUGAAGUUCUACCGAGAUACAGAUACCCCAGGAAGGUGCUUCAUGAAGAAGACCAUCGACAUGCUCCAGAUUGAAUUCAAAUGUUGUGGAAACAACGGUUUUAGAGACUGGUUUGAGAUUCAGUGGAUCAGCAACAGAUACUUGGAUUUUGGAUCCAAGGAAGUGAAAGAUCGCAUCAAAAGCAACGUGGAUGGCAGAUACUUGGUGGACGGUGUGCCCUUCAGCUGCUGCAACCCCAGCUCCCCACGGCCAUGCAUCCAGUACCAGGUUUCUAAUAACUCCGCACACUACAGCUACGACUACCAGACGGAGGAGCUCAAUCUAUGGAACCGUGGCUGCAAAGAGGCUCUGCUCAAGUACUACAGCAGCAUGAUGAACACCAUGGGAAUUGUCGUCCUCUUUGUCUGGCUUUUUGAGGUAUCGGUGAUGAUAGGCUUGAGGCUGCUACAUACUUCUCUGGAAAACGUUGCCAAUCCAGAAGAUCCCGAAUGUGAGAGUGAAGGCUGGGUCCUGGAGAAGAGUCUAAAACACACUUUCAAAUCCACUCUGGAAAAUUUGAAAAAUAUCGGUAAGUUCAACCAAGUGAAUGCAGGCGAAGAAGGCGCAGAAGGAGAAGAAGGCGCAAAAACCCAAGCUGUCUCGACCGUCAGUUGAGUUUCUUGGAUGACAAGACUGUUACUAAAGACUGAGAAUUGUGAAUAUUCGCUUUUUUAAAAAGGUAUAAGCCAUCAAAGCUAUACAUUUAUAUGCACAAAACACCCACUUUUGUACAUAUGGCGAAUACAGUAUAGUGUAUUUUGGAGCAAUACAGGCAUCCUUACAGUAGAUGUGUCAGACCGCCAAUAAUUUCUAUGGGAAAUGGCCAUAACAUGAAGCUUUAAAGCAGCUAUGUCCACUUGUUAGGACCAUUAUAUUCACAACUCAAGUAACAUUCCAUAAGAAAUGCAAUGCAAAAAAUUGGUUGGCGUUACUGGUGUUUUGUCUCAUGCAGUUGGGAACUAAAUGGGGAAAUGCAAGUUAAAUAUUUUUGUAUUUGUUUACAAAUAUAUUUGGGGAAAUCCUUUUUUUUUUUUUUUUGGUAAUUAAAGGCUAUUGGUAGUUAAGGGCCCUUCUUGGUGGGGCAUAUGAAUUCAAAUUAGUGGAAACCUAUAUAGAAUAACAGUGUUUAGCCUCUUUUUAUUGGGCAAAGAUCCCAGUGACAGGUGUUUAACGUGUGAAGAAAGACCUUCUGCCAUGUUCAUAAGCUGUACAAACACAGAGACUAAAGUUUUGCUGAACUUUUAUGCACUGAAAACACAUUUGUAAUUUGAUAGACCCAACAUCACAUUGAUUUGAACACCAAAAUAAGCUACAGCCUAAGUUGCUGGUGGCUGCCCCAAGUGCAGUAAUAUCAAUACAUUUGUAAUAAUUAGGCAUUUCUAUAUUUCAGCUAGUGGAAAGAUUCAGGCUCACAAUGCCAAAUUUUCCUGGCAGUUAUAAUAAACUGAAUAAGGAAAACUAAAUCUAAACUAUAACCUGUAAUAUAAUCAUGGCAACCAACUUGUUAUCCUUGGUCACCAGAGGAAGAAGUUGCCACAGAAACCACCACUUGGUGUGGAAAUUUUCCUGGAUAUUGAUACAUGUGAACUAAUGAUACAAGCAAGAGCCACACAUUAAAUGAAUAAAUUGGAUGCAAUGCAAAGAGAAAGAGAGAGAGAGAAGGGCUGGGGGAGUAGCAGCAGUGUUACUUAGUGGUUUCUGCAACCAAACCUUAUCCUGUGUAGUGGUUCAAUGCAUUUUGCUUACAGUAUGAUACAGGGCAGAACAUAGCAAAUAAGACAUAAUGUUAUGGGGCGUCUGAGGAGAAGCUCAUUUGCAGAAGGCACAACGGAUCAUAAGAAGUAAGACUGCCCAACUCUCUCAUGGAUACAGAGAUACAGCCAUAGCUGGAGAUGUGGAGAGCUUUGUAAGAGACAACACUGAAGUUGUUAUGAAAUGAGAGGAGGUCGAGACUUAAGAAAAGAUGUGAUGUGAUCAUAGUGAUAGAAGCCAAGCAGCCUGAACAAAUUGAACAGGCACGAUACAAAUAGAGGAAAUGUUAAUGAUGAGGUUGUAAUAAUCUUAAUGGGUGAAAUGCAUACAAGGGUUUUAGCAACAGGUGCAGAGAGAAAGGGGUAGAUCUUGUAUAUAGGACAGGAAGGUUUCAACGGCAAACGUCUAACCAAAUCCUAGGCAGACUGGAUUUUUAAAGUUCAGAUGCUAUUGUUGCACAUCUCCUCUUCAUCAGCAAGCUCUGCUAUACAAUGUUUACUCUUUCCCAGCUAUAGACAAAUAUCUCAUCUGCCCAAUUUUCAGCUCCUCCACCCAAAAUGUUUAGACCACUGGCAUCAACUUCUCUGGGUCCUAAAAUAAUUCUGCUCUUCAGUAUCUGACCUUUGAAAUCAAAUAUUAUAAAUGGAGAUAUCUGCUAUGAAUGUCAGAAGCAGUAAGCCACAUAGCAAUUACAGAAGUAGAGUACCAUAAGCAACACAUUAGAGAUAUUUUAGACAAGCAUUUGGGAAAGACUUUUUGUGAGAAUUAAACAAUCUCAGUUUGGGAGAGUUCAUUGUGUUAUGCUCCAUACACAACACAUUACUAGCUGUGCAAAGUUCCAGAGAGUUUCUUGUAUCACAUCUAAGCUUACUGCAAUCCUAGAAGUUAUUUAUUUAAACCGUCACUCUGUAUAGAUGUGGGUUUGUUCUCAUCAUCUAUUUUUUUAAUGCAACAUCUUCUUGCCAUAUCAGAAUACCUGGUUCACUUACAAAACCAUCGCAUUCUCACAGUUGAUCUCAGCAAUAUCUUCAUUAUGUUAGUUGUGCAAAGACUGUAGAAAACAGGUUUGUGUCAGAAUACAGGAAACAUAGAAAUUAUCUGCUAAGGAAAUGAGAACUAAUUCUUAUAAACGAGUCCCUUUUCCCUGGGUCCACCACUGGGUUGUGUUGUCUUCCAUAGGAGAAAAUAUGCACACAAAGUUUAAGUUUAUGCUCAUAUGUUUUUCUGACCUUAUCCCUUUGGCAGGAAUAUAACCCAGUGUUAAAGGUUGCCCUUGAGAAGACAGGGAAAACCAGUCACAAACACAUCAGAAAACAAUUGUGUAAGAGAAGGUCUUCCAGUUCAUGAGGGUCUUUGACAUGACUCCUUUGUAUUAUGCAAUUUGUAAUAUUUAUUUGUCCUGUCAAACAAGAGGUUCUGUGAUACUGUAAAUGCCAUUUAAAUAUAUUUGUAGGUGCUGUUUGCAAAUGUGAAUGUAGAUAUUCUAAAACUUAUUUUAAGCAUACUUGUUACAAGAAAAUGUUGAAAUAUAUUAUGUUUAAUACA